GAUUGGGGAAUUUGAAGACUUGAGGAACCCUACUAAUUUAUGGUUCUCUUCUCUAGCAGUUUGAUGUUUUUUAUCUUUCUUUUUUGGGGUCUGGUUCCCUCUGUCAUUGCAUCUACCAUUCUACGUUGUCUGAUUUUUCUAGGCCCCUCUCCAAUUUCCACAAUGCCCCUAAAUAUCGCGCACCAGGCGCAUGUUAGAAUCUUAGAGACAACUUUUUAAGCCAUUAACUUGUACAGAAAGAAAAGAGAGAUACCAACUAAACUCGGCGGAAACCCUAGCUUUUCCUCUCGGAUCACUCUAGAUCCGCGAUCAGUUUUAGUUUGAGUUCUUCACCUGGCAGUUCAAGUGAAUUUGUUUGAGUGUUUUUUAUUUAUUUGGAACGGAGUUGUUUUGAACUGUUCUCGCUUUAUAAUCCCCAACUUCGUACUUUUCCUCCUGAUCAUUUCUUUUUUUCGGUUCUGUUAUUUUAUAGUUUAGUUACUGCAAGAUGACUCAGGAUGUAGAGAUGAAAGAGCUUCCAGCUCCUUCGAAUUUUGUUUCUUCUACUGUUCCGCCAACGUUGCAGCAUUUGAAGGAGAUAACAUCACUUAUCGAGACAGGUGCCUAUGCUAGAGAGGUUCGUCGAAUCGUGCGAGCUGUUCGCCUUACAAUGGCAUUGAGGCGGAGGCUUAAGGCACCGGUGCUAUCCGCAUUCCUCAAUUUUGCGCUUGUCCCAGGUUCUGAAGCUCACAUUCGGUUGUCUUCAUAUCUUCCUAAGGGAGAUGAGCAUGCCAUGGAAGUUGAUACUGCCCCUUCCACAACUCAAACUCCUGUCAAGCACUCCUUGCCAGAGCUUGAGAUUUACUGUUACUUGCUUGUGUUAAUAUUUCUGAUUGAUCAGAAAAGAUAUAAUGAGGCGAAGUCUUGUUCUUCUGCAAGCAUUGCUCGCCUAAAGAACUUGAAUAGGAGAACUGUUGAUGUUCUGGCAUCCAGGCUGUACUUCUAUUACUCCUUCAGCUAUGAACUGACAGGAGAUCUUGCUGAAAUACGUGGCAAUCUCCUUGCUUUGCAUCGGAUUGCCACAUUACGCCAUGAUGAACUGGGUCAGGAAACCCUUCUCAACCUGUUACUUCGCAACUACUUGCAUUACAACUUGUAUGAUCAGGCAGAGAAACUAAGGUCAAAGGCACCACGUUUUGAAGCACACUCAAAUCAGCAGUUUUGUAGAUACCUCUUCUACCUAGGAAAGAUCAGGACAAUUCAGUUGGAAUAUACAGACGCAAAGGAGAGUCUCCUGCAGGCUGCCAGAAAAGCCCCUGUCGCAGCCCGUGGCUUCCGUGUUCAAUGCAACAAGUGGGCUGUCAUAGUCCGCUUACUACUUGGGGAGAUUCCUGAGCGCACUGUGUUUAUGCAGAAAGGGAUGCAGAAGGCCUUGAGGCCAUACUUUGAGCUUACAAAUGCUGUUCGGAUUGGGGAUCUGGAAUUGUUCAGGACUGUUGCUGAGAAGUUCACAGAUACUUUUAGUUCAGAUCGGACCCACAAUUUGAUUGUGAGGCUCCGUCAUAAUGUUAUAAGGACUGGAUUACGCAACAUUAGCAUCUCUUACUCUCGUAUCUCAUUGGCAGAUGUUGCGAAAAAAUUGAGGUUGGACUCCACAAAUCCUGUUGCUGAUGCUGAGAGUAUUGUAUCUAAGGCAAUCCGAGAUGGUGCUAUUGAUGCUACAGUGGAUCAUGCAAAUGGGUGUAUGGUAUCAAAGGAGACCGGAGAUAUUUACUCUACAAAUGAGCCCCAAUUUGCAUUCAAUUCAAGGAUAGCCUUCUGCCUUAACAUGCAUAAUGAGGCGGUGCGUGCUCUGAGGUUCCCACCCAAUUCCCACAAAAAGGAAAAGGAAAGUGCUGAGAAGAGGAGAGAGAGGCAACAACAGGAGCAGGAACUUGCUAAGCAUAUUGCCGAGGAAGACGACGAUGAAUUUUGACUUCAGUUUUGCUCUGUCCAAUCUAUUGGUAGCAACUGUCAUUUCUUGUAUUUGUUGCUUUGUUAAAAUGUCAUAUCGGGAUGUUAUUAAUUUUCUUGAAUUGAUAACUGAUCCUAUCGAAUUACUGUUCUUAUUGCUUUUUCUGUUUUAUAGUGACUAUUCUUUAUGCUGUUUCUGGUA
Nelumbo nucifera (sacred lotus) is the source of this 2134-nucleotide messenger RNA. Its product is annotated as putative 26S proteasome non-ATPase regulatory subunit 3. Lineage: Eukaryota; Viridiplantae; Streptophyta; Magnoliopsida; Proteales; Nelumbonaceae. Gene Ontology annotation, cellular component: proteasome regulatory particle, lid subcomplex; proteasome complex. The record is from RefSeq and is a predicted model, not a curated record. Gene Ontology annotation, molecular function: enzyme regulator activity. Gene Ontology annotation, biological process: regulation of protein catabolic process; ubiquitin-dependent protein catabolic process.